UCGCCAUAUUGUCUUGUAUUUUUUUCAUGGAUUCUUUUAGUACUUCCUGAAAAGUAUCGGAAAAGAAUAAAAUUUACUAUCAGUGGCUAUUGGAUUUAGCAACUAUUGGAGAAUUAUUGAUCCUCAGGAGGGAUGAUGUCUAGAAAACAAUAUCUGUUGUUUGGAACUGCUGUUCACAUAUAUUAGUAUUGGAUAAAGAUGGAAGCUGUCCAAAUGCCUUCACGUUACAUCAUUGUUUAUGAUAAGCAAAAUAUUUCGAACCAAGAUGUCGUGUCCAAAUGGGGAUAUUUUUUGAUAAUUCUAAAGAAGAUUUAGUGAUAGUGUGAAUAUGGCUGUUUAACUAAUUGAUGAAAGUGGUACUGGAAUUAUAAAAAUGUUUUCCAAUAUUGAGGAGCCAACUGGAGCCGGGGAAGGAAAGCAGGAAAAGCGACGGUCAUUCCUGCAGCAACCUAAGUCCUAUGUUUCGAAACUCCCAACCCUGGGUGCUUCUCACACCCCGAGCCCACCCACAGUACCUUCAAUCCCGAAGCCAAUCCAGCAUGUGAGUUCUAAACCUUUGGAGGUUUACACACCGAAAACCAAGCCCAUCCCAAUACCCCAGUCCUGUCCCACCGGUCAGGACAGCUUGACAGACACGCCUGAACCCCAGGAGUUCUUUAUUGGGGAUCGUAUUACCAUCGGAGGGAUUAAGACUGGGACACUUCUGUACUUUGGUACAACUCACAUAGCAGCUGGACUGUGGUGUGGUAUUUCUCUAGAUGAACCCGAAGGCAUCCAUGAUGGUUUUGUUAACAAUGUGAGGUAUUUUACAUGCCGUAAAGGGCACGGUAUUUUCGCCCCUGUGGAAAGGGUGAGUCAUCUUGAUGCUAAAGCUGUGAGAAAUAUUAUAAAGACCCCUCCUAGGUUUUCCCAAAUCCCUAGUAAAUCUAAUGUGUGUGAUAUAAGUCCCAUUAAGGAUGAAAUAGACUACGAUGAUAGGUCAGAAGAACUGAUCAGUGAUAUUCUUGAACCUGAUAUUAGUCCCAUAACUGAUGAAAUAGGGUAUGAUGAUAGGUCGGAAGAAUUGCUAGAUGAUAUCCUUGAACCUGAAUUAGAAGAUGAUAUUCUUGAACCUGAAUUAGAAGAAGAUAUUCUUGGCCUAGAUGAACAUGGUAUUCUUCAUGAUGAUUAUUUAGAUCAGACUUUUGAUUCAAAUAUUACUAAGGAAUCUUCAAGUGUCAAGCCUAAGCGUAAACUACCAACGCCACCAGGACAUUCAGAGCAAACUGGGACAAGAUUAAAGUAUUUGGAAAAGGACGGUAGCAAGGAAGAAAGUAUUGAAUAUGAAGAUGGGGAGAGGCAGGACUCUGUAGACACUGAAAGUGAUCUGGAAGAGUUUGAAAGUCUUAGAACAUUUAGUAUGGAGGAGAAAUUUUGCGAAGGAUCAGAGAUUCAGAGUUCUGCUGGGGGAAGUUCUGCUGGGGAAGAUUCUUGGAGCUUACACAAGGAUUACCUUGCCAUGUGUGAUGGAAAGGCCCAGUAUCUGAACAUCACAUUUGAUGGGGAGUCUGAGAGCAAGGCCUCAACACAAGAGCCUUCAGAGGAAUCCCCAUCACCAGAGUUCAUAUUUGAUCAAGAAAUGAUUGAAGAUGGUGAGUUUUGCUCUCAGCCUGUUGAAGUUAGUCGAGAUUCAAGCUUAGGGUUAAUUUCUAGUUUCACAUUGGAUAAGAAUGAUUUAUUGACUGAAAUAUUUGGUGAAGAUGAGGAAGAGGAACUAAUGACUUCGCAAGGAACUCUUGAACCAAUGUCUGAAGAUAAAGAUACUUCUCCGGAGAAGACACCAGAGAGACAGUCCGACUUAAAUUCAUCAGUAGACUUAGAUGAUGGUGAUAUUGUUACUUCAACUCCUUAUGUUGAUAAUUCAACAAAAGCUGGUGUAGUAAGAAAUCUCAAUGAAACUUACACACAAGAUGAUAGUCUCGUUGAAUCUAGUCACAAACCUGAAAAAGUGUGCUUAAACUCUACAUUCACACAAGAGACAGGUAAGAGUGUAUCUAGUCAAGGCAAUGUGGGUAAUACAGAAAAUCUAAAUGGAACAUUCACUGUUGAUGAUAAGGAUGACCAGAGUAUAGAAAAAGCUGAAAAGGCAGAUAUACCAAGCAAAGGUGCAAUGGUAGACUCUGGUAUUUCUUUGAGAGGAUCUAUGUCAGAAAGCUCUGGCUCCUUAAGGGCUUCAAUGAUGGAAUCAGCCCCUUCCAUGAAAGGUUCUUUGAUGGAUCCUGGCAUCAGACGGAGUAUGUUAGACUCUGGAAUAUCUGUACAAAGUGCUAUAAUGUCAGAAUCCCAGAAUGCUUUAAAGGCUGCUUCAAGUGCUACUAAAAGUGAUCUUAUUGAAAAGGUAAAAGAUGCGAAUAGUGCUCAUAUUAGUGCAACUAAAGUGUGUUUUGUGGAGUCGAGUGUGCUGGGUGAGGAGGAGGGUAUGUCAAAGGGGGUCGUGCACACAGAGCUGGAUGACCGGAAACUUAUGCAGGAUCUGACGGACGGACAUGUGAAGAAGGACCGACCAAUCUCCUUUCUUUCCACAACCAGUGCUGACACAGGGUAUUUACCUGACACGGACUCGGAGUUUGGCACGCUGACCUUGAACUCACCCCAGGAAUGGAUGGACAGGGGCUUCCAUGGACCCAGUGUCAAACCGGUGCCCGAACUGGUCGAACAGGAAAUAGAAGACGCCAAAACUGGGCGGCUAGUUCCUGUUGGUGUGGAAUCUGACAGUGACAUUGGCACGAUGACCUGUGACACUGACACAGAUGGUGACGUUGGGAGAGCAGAGGUAAUAGCCAUGGGCAACAUCUCUGAGGACAACGGAGAAUCUGAGGAUGAGAUCACACAAAUUGAAGAUAAAAAGGGCCUAAAUACAACAGUUACCUUGGAGAGUAAGAAACAGAAUGACACAAUUACGAUUGAGCCUUCAGAGGACUCCGCACUUGAGUCUACAUUUACAAUAGAGGGUGAAGGAAAACAAGAAACUGGUGAAAAGGAUAAGGAUGAAAAUGAGAACAAUAGUGCUGUGAAUGAGACCAUAGAUAUUGUGGAGAUAGUCAUAGAAGAUAAUGAUAAAAGUCUUGAGAUUGAAAAAUGUGAAAUAGAGGAGAGGAUUAGUGAGAAGAAAGUGGAAAAACAGAAAGUUCAGAAAAAGAAACGGUUUAAUGUGGUGAAAGACUUUAAAAAGCCGAAUACUACAAACGUGGUUUCCAAGUUGUCCGAAUAUCUAAAAACACCUGUUCCGAUAAAGAAAAGGGAAGAUAAACAUAACACUGAAGAGGCUAAGAAUAAGAGAAACUCGAUCAAGGGAAAGAUUGACCUGUCAAAGGUUACAAGUAAGAUAGGAAAUAAGAGUAUUGUCGAUGAGAGUAAGAAAAAGAAUGAAGAGAGUGAAAAGAAGGAUUCCCCAGAACAGGUGGAAAAGGAAAAAGAAGUUAAAGAAGUUAAGAAAAUAAAAAGAACACCGCCUAAAAGUAAAUGGGAUGCAAUUAUGAACAAGAUAGAGACUAAAAAAGACACGGAUAAGGAAAAACCCAAACCUGAAGUGAAGAGCAAGCUCGAAGCUUUCUUGCACAUUCCACCACCUGCCCCUCCAAAAAAAGAGGUAGAACCUCCAAAACCCAAGAAGAGAAUUUCAUCUGCAAUGCCUGAUUAUAGUAAGGUUCAAAGUAAGCUGAAAUAUACUGCUCCACCACCACCUCCGAAACCAAGGAAAGAUGAAUCACCAAGCAGAUCGACCACUAAUUCACCAAGAGGAAAAAUGCUGUCACCUGGGAAAGCGGUGCCUGAUUCACCAAAAAGAAAACCAUCUCUUGUGAAAUCAGCAUCACCGAACAGAGCAAGAAAUGGCUCACCUGGAAGGAAAGACAGCAAAGAUCAAUCACCUUCACGAUCAAAAGAAGAAAUCAACAAUGGUAAAGAAAAGCUAGCAAGUAAGAGAUUAUCAAUUCAGAAUGAACGAGUGCGGAACUUGUCGGGAGAUUCUCUGAAAAGGCCAGAAAUUCGAGACAAAGUGGUCCACAUUGACCUUGCGGAGUCUCUUGAUGGAAGAGGUAGUAGGAUGGGGAUGGAGUCGGCCAUGAGUUCACGACAGAGCAGCCAGACGGACAUGAGUACCACUGAGGAUGAUAACUUAUUCAAUGAUGGUACUGUUAAAAUGUUGCCACAAAUAGAGCGUGCGAUGUCACUGCAAGACAGACGUGACAGCUCCAACUCCAUCAGUGAGAUUUCCGAGGCUGGAUCACAGGUGACAGCACAUGAGCUGGAGUUGAAGAUGCAGAAAGCUGCAGCCAAUCAGUUGAGGCGAAAGUCAGGCUUGGUCCAGCCCAACAAUUACCAAAAUCGUAACAAGACGAGCAAGUCGAAGACUAAGGACGAGAAGGGCAAUGAAAAGGUCGUUGAGACCGUUCCUGCGGAGGUCCACACGCAGGAGGUUCAGCGUCUCGAGGCCCUGUGCGAGGGCCGCACCAAGCAACUCAACAUGGUGAAACUCCAGUUACAGUCCACAACACUCGCCUUUGAUGGCAUGGCUUCUACAGUAAACUACCUCGCUCACGAUUUGGAUGCCUUCUCUUGUCCAAGUCUGGUAAAAUCGAUUGAAAAUUCGAAGAAGCUUAUUGAAGAACAGAAGAUGAGGAUUACUGGGCAUGAGGAAAAUAAAGCAAGUCUGGAGGGGAUCAUUGCCAACAUGAAGGAACAGCACAAGGAGUAUAUAACCAGUCUCGAGAGCGAGACUGACAAAACUCUACAGUAUCAACGGGAAGCCCUGGAAGAACACUACCAAGAUGAAUUAAAAGAAGUAAAAACCAAUAAGUCUCAUGAAAUCUCCGAACUGCGCAAGUCUCAUGAGGCGUACAUCAUGCGGUUGGAACGGGAACAUGAGGUUGCCAUGGAUACACUGCGGGCCACACAUGGUGACGCUAUACGACAACUACAGAGUCGACAAGAACAUCAGAUGGAAGAAUUGCACAAGCAGCACCAGGACAAGCUUGAGGACAUCACGAGCAGGUUUGAUGGUAUAAAGGUCACCCUGUCUGAGAAGGUGGAUACAUUGAGGUCGGAGUGUGAACGACUCCGGGAACGAGCCCGCCACUGUGAGGAUGCCUUGCAGCGGGACUCAGAUUUUAAAGUGCAGUGUGCACUGGCGCCAUACAAGAACUUACCUAAGGAGAUAGAGAGCUUAAAGACCGUGCUUGAGAUGAGGAAUGCUGAAAUCAGUAAACUCAAAACUCACAAUACUGAGCUCGCCAAAAAGCUUGAGGAGUUGCCAGUUGCCCAGGAGAAAAUCAUCAGCCUGCACCAGAAGAAAGAAAACUUGGAGGCCAUAAUCAGCAUGAAGACAGAUCAUGAAAAGACGCUUCAUGAGAGAUGUCAAAGCCUGAUGCGGAAGUAUGACAAGGAAUCUCGCGCGAACAAGCGACUCUCCAUGGAAUAUGAAGAACUCAUGUGGAAACUCUCCGAGUCGUUCAGUGAGUCUGAUGUGGGCACACAGGAAGCUGCAUUCUACCAGAAACUUGGAAUGUCACCCACAAGUGAGUUGGGCUCUCCGGUGUUUGGGCGUAAGCUUCGCACGCCCAAUGGCUCAGAAGGGAGUCCAUCGAAGAGCCCUGGAUACAGGCGUACACUGUCUUCCAGUGUAGACGACAGAGAGGAGAAGAAAUUGAAACGCCGUUCUGGGAAUUACCUUAUUGAUGAGGCCAAGCAAAACCAGAGAGCAACCAGCCCUCUUGCGAAACAGAAUCAAAACCCACUGACGAAAUCUUGGUCUCCUGGUACCCAGUCUAGUUCCCCUAGUCCAACAAGGAUGACUGGGAAAACAGUGGGAAAAAUGUCCCAGUCAUGGUGUGUAGAGAUGGACAAUAGUCACGAGGGAGUGGAACCUGCGAGCAGAAUUCCACGCAGCAAAUCUAGUUCAGAGAAACAGUCUCGACGUAAAUUAAUCACUGCUGAUAUUGACAGUGGGGAAAAUGUUGACAAUGACAAGAUGUUUGUUUCGACAACCGAAUCUUUGAACACAGACUCGCACUGCAUAGAAGAAAGUGUUGAACUUUCUGCAAGUCUGAAAUCCAAUGGGCUUUCGGAGAAAAGUGAGGACUCGUUUCAAAUUUCCUCUACGCCAAGGUCGGGUCGUGAGACUGUGACCUUGUCGACAAGUUACAAUGUGUUCAAUGAAAAUGAUCAGGACAACCAGUCCAUGGCAAAACAGGACAGUGGUGAAUUGAGGGACUCGCUAACACAGCCGGCAAACCAGUCAACUUCAGGUGCCAGUCUGCGGAGUGAGACUGUGUUAUGUCCUGUCUCAAAACUGCCUAUUAAGUCAGAUAAAAGUGAUUCAGAUGACCAUUCUGCCAGUAAGGGGAAAAGCCACACUGAAACUACUGUAUGAUCUUGAGAAUUCAAAUCAUUUUGCGCAAUCGGAACACCUUAGUUAUUUUCAAUAGAAAACAACCUCUGAUGAAUAUGGGUAGUUUACAAUGUCAGAAUUCUUUACAUUUAACUACGCUGCAAGGAGAUUGCGUAGUAAUUUUAACUUAGUUGUUAUGUCUAAGGACUUUACUCUUUAUGAAUCUAAAUUAUUUAUGCAAAAAGACACUUCACUGGGAAACAAUUUGAACUAAGUAAUACAAAUUACAUGUUAAAACAAUACAACUUAUUAACAAUAUGAUUAUUUAUUUUACCAAACUACCUCUACAUGACUGUACACUGGUAUACAUCCAAGGUCGAUUUCAAUGGAAAAUGGCCACAGUGUUCCGAUUACAUUUUGAAUACAGUUUAACUAAUUUGUGAAUAUGUAGAAAACAAAUAUGUGUCUUAUGUGAAAAGAGCAAUAGUGUUCAAUUAUAUUCUGUUGAUUUUUUUCACUUCUUUGUGCUAAAUAAUUAUAUUUAAUGUUAUGAUAUUGUAGCUUGGUUAGGAAAUUAUUUGCUAUUUUGUUUUCAAAAUUGUGUAAAACAUUGCAUGUAAUCGUCAGAAUAUGCAAUUAUUUCUUUUCUAUCGAUUGUGGAAUUUUAUUAAUUAUGUUUUUAGUUGUACUUGCAGUAAAUUAACGAUCACAUGUCUUGAUUUAUGCAAUUUCUUGCUUGAACAACUUUGUAGAUGGUAACCUUCUAUUCCCUAUCACAGAAAAUUGUGAUUACUUUAAAGCCAUUCAUUUAUUAAUCAUGUGUCAAAUCUUUAUGUAAAAUAAAUACUUCAUGGGACCAAACUUCACUCCAUCCAUAAGAUUAGUUGCUGAAUUGUGAAAACGGCUUAUAUAUAACAUGCUGAUUGUUGGGAACUUCGUUAAAGUUAACAACAUUUUUAACGUCAUCAUUGUUAACUUUCAAAUCUUCGCUACACAGGAAGUUUCAUGGACAUUCUCGUUAUUUGCAGUACUUCUUAUACUUUUUGAGGCAACUGUUACAGCUGUGUUUGUUUCAUUUAAAAUUAUCAGUACAUCAAUAAAUAUUCCACGUUAAAAAAGAUGCCAUUAACAAUAUUGUUUACUUUUUUCAAAGUUCUGAGUCAUCUGUCCAAUAUUGGGCUGAUAGUCCAUAAAUUGGUUAAAUUUAACAACGCGAAAAGAUAUCGUUAACUUUUAAAUGUGAAAUAUUUGGUGGUAUACUCACAUAUUUAAAUAUUAAAAAGUACAGCUGAGACAGUUGCACCAAAUUUUAGCAGAAAUACAGCAGAUCAAAAGUGUAAAUGCGGUAACGAUUAAAAGUUAACAACGAUGGUUUAACAACAUUGUUAACUUGAACAAAGUUUAUAACCAACGAGCCAAUAAUGUGUGUGAUGACUCUUGCAGGUAUGUUUCCGGUGAAUGAAAUUCUGUAUUUGUAAUAACUAUGCUGUAUUAUACUUUGUGAAAGUGUGUUAUAAGAUAUAUAAAAGCGAGUUGUCUAAAUAUAUGUCAGUGAAUAACAUGUAUCAUUGAAUUUGUUAUCCGGAAGAAUUGUAUGUUAAUUAAUUGGCAGCCAAUUGUAUUGAACCAGUUAAGUCUUUGGUUUGGUUAAAUUUGGCCAAAAGAUUAAUUGAUUGGUCAAUAUUUAUCCAACAAUUAAUAUUGACCAAUCAAAAUGCUUAAUGAGCACACUAGCUGAGAAUAACUUGUGGACAUGUUCUCCAGUUUUAUACAUUUGCUGCUGCUGAUGAUUAUUAUGAGAUUGUUACAAAUUUGUCUUUUACUCAAUUUUGAUCUAUUUGAAACAUUUGGUCAAUGAAAACAUGACAUCAAACAUUGUAACCUCUUCAUUUACUUACCAUUAGAACUGUUUGCAAAUAAACAUGCAUUUCAAUCUGUAAAAUAAAGAACGUCCACAACGCAAGUUUGUGAAAACUGCCCUAAGGUUAUGAACGUAUGUUUGUAUGACAAAUUGCCUGCAAAACUGAAUGUGAUUAUGCAAGAAUAAGCAUGUUUUUCAAUGGUGCCAAAUUUGUAUAUAUUGUAACACUGAAAUCCACCAUGGGCAGUAACUGCUUAUGUAAUUUCAUCCUGUUGAAUAAAGAUAUGUAAGAGUUAUCUCUCUUACUCUCUUAACUUGCAUAUUUUAACAAACCAAAAACUAAAGGAAUUUAUAUGAAAUUAUUUCAUUUCUGAUUGAUAUCAGUAAGAUACUACAUCUUACAAAUGUAGUUGCUGCCAAAAAUAUUAAAAUGAUCUCCCCUUGAAAAACAAAAAAAAUCAUUCCAGAUUUUGAUGAAAAAAAACUUGUUCUUUUUUUACAUUCAGUUGAACUAUUGAAAUUCUGAUGGCAUUAAUUUUGAUGAUGAAAAUUUUCCAGUUGAAGUCCUUAAAGCUGUACUCUUACUGACUAAUGGUUUUGACAAAUUUUUGUGUGUCUUGGAAUGAGCCAAUUUUUUAUGGAAAUGAGACUGCUGACAAAAGAUCAGAUUGCAGUUUUUCAUAUUUCUGUUGGAAAAUUAAUGUUUAAUGGCCAAAACGUUACUGACGCUUUAACAAAAUGCAUAAAACAUCAAUUUUUGAAUGUAAAUAUGAAAACUUGUGAUCUAAUUUUUUGUCAGCAGUCUUAUAUCACUGGUUUUCAUGCAUUUUCGCAAAAAAUGGCUCAUUCCAAGACAAAAAAAAAAAAUAUAAAAAAAUGUCAAAACUUUCAAUCUGUGAGAAUGCAGCUUUAAAACUUAUUUCUGUACUGCAAUUGUCAUAAUUUUUAUUCCUACAGGAUUCAGGUUUUCCGUUUAGAAUGUGAUUUUUGUCUAUAUACAUGUAGGCUGUGUUAUUUAUAGUUUCAUUGUACAUAUUGUUGUAUUUCAAUGUUCAUAUUGCUGAUGUAUCAUGGUAUUCAUUUGAACAAAUUUGUGUGCUUAAUAUGUAAUGUAUUUGUUAUUUUUAAAUAGUUUGUGAGUUUAUUUAUUUAUUUCUUGAAUAUACAUAUAUAUAUAUAAUGUUUAUGUUGUCAGUUUUACUUAAUGUUUGUCAAUUUUUCAGCAAAUUUCAAAGCUGCCUUCAUUCUUGAUAGCGGAUAUUUUGUAAAAUUGAAUAUUUUCAUUUAAAAUAAAUUUUUAUUAUGUACAAAUUGAUAAAUUGUAAAUAAAAUGAAAUGCUCUAUCUUACACCUCAUAGGUUGGCCCUGAGGUUGUACUCAAUAUUCAAAUUAAGCAACUCUUAUGCAUCAUUGACUUCAUUCACUCUAUUGGUCAGUUAUUAAUAACAAGUAAUCCGAUUAGCUACAUCAUUCUUAGAUCCAAUUAAGACAAAUACUGUAUACCAGCCCAGAAUUUAAACGCUGCCAUUUCAAAAUUACAGAAAAGUAUGCCUUGUGUUGCCAUCUUAUCACUGCAGGUAUCGUAGGAUAGCUAUUUCAAAUUCAAUAUUUCAGAGUAUUAAAACAUAUACUUCAAAACUUAGAGGGUAUUGCUCACUUAAGGCGAAGAGUUUCUGAUUUUGCAAGCACAACUGUCAGUUCAACUUGCGACAACCACUUAAUAUUUGAUUGAAAUUGAUGACUUUAUUUUCUUUGGUCAUAGUCUCAUUGAUGAGAUGGCCUCUACUAGUAUAAGCAAUUUCUUGACAGUUGGUGCGUUUUUUUUGCCAUAUUAUGAUGAUCAAUAUAAAAUGAAAUAGAAUAGGUAUGAUAACCAUCUUUCAAGUCUAAGUUUGGGAUUUUUCUAUUUAAGGCUGUAUUUCAUUUGUUGGUAGCAGAGAUGCAUUGCUUGUAUUAUAUUGACAAAUAAAUGUUACAAUUUA
Molecule: messenger RNA, 10210 nt
Organism: Mya arenaria
Lineage: Eukaryota; Metazoa; Mollusca; Bivalvia; Myida; Myidae
Product: CAP-Gly domain-containing linker protein 1-like
Exons: 14
Coding region: 374-6409 (2011 amino acids)
Cellular component (GO): cytoplasm; nucleus
Molecular function (GO): microtubule binding
Source: RefSeq, a predicted model, not a curated record